This is a messenger RNA of Colletotrichum godetiae, 2129 nucleotides long. Its product is annotated as OPT oligopeptide transporter protein-domain-containing protein. NCBI's taxonomy places the organism in Eukaryota, Fungi, Ascomycota, Sordariomycetes, Glomerellales, Glomerellaceae. Gene Ontology annotation, cellular component: fungal-type vacuole membrane. The transcript is spliced from 2 exons. Gene Ontology annotation, molecular function: oligopeptide transmembrane transporter activity. Bases 310 to 1749 code for a protein of 479 amino acids. The record is from RefSeq and is a predicted model, not a curated record.
AGAGUUGAAUGCCGCAGAACACGAGUAGGUAACGCGGGGUGGCCAUGCUGGAUGAUGUGAGAAUAUCGAUGACGUAGGCUCAGUGUCACCACACACAACCCCCAGUUCACUUCCGAUGCAUCAGUGCGAAAUGGGAAUGGAUUUUGUGCAUGUGAUCAUGUUUCCAUAGAGCCUGGAAUAAGAGGCCUCUACAUACUUCUCAUAUAUUCACGGUCGAUAACUAUUUGAUCUUCUCAAUUUGAUCUUCUCACACUUUUUGUCGAUUCGAAAGCUCGCUUGGGUUUCCGUCCGCAGUUUGGGAAAUUGACAAUGUCUAGACCUCGAGACAUCGAAGCGGUCAGCCCACGACACCGCAGAGCUUCUGACCCGAGGCCAAGGCAACAGGAAGCGGCACAUUCCGCUUCUUCUCUUACUCUCAGGUCCACGGUCGUCGGCAUCAUAGUCGGCAUUUUAAUAUGCCUCUCCAACACGUAUUUCGGUCUUCGCACUGGUUUCCUGGCCAUCAUGAGCCUGCCUUCAACCAUAUUGGGCUUUGCCUUCUUUAAAACAAUCCAAGACCAUUUGGCAUUUCCAUUUACUCCCCAAGAACAUGCGACAAUGGUAGUGAUUGCGAGCUCAUUGGGCUUGAUGCCUUUCACGAUCGGAUCUGUCGGAAUUUUACCAGCCAUGGAGUUUCUCACGAACGAAUCAGAAAAUGGCCCUUUCCACCUUGAUUGGGCUCAACUCUGUGUUUGGUCCAUUGGUGUCAGCAUCCUGGGCGUUGCUGUGACUUUACCAUUGCGGAAACGGUUUCUUGUCCAAGAGCCUUUGCCAUUUCCAUUUGGAACAUCGUCGGCAGCCAUGAUUGGAUCGCUGCACCGGGAUGCUGACAUUGCACAUCGAAUUCUCCGCGCUCAGAAUGAUUUGGAAAGUGUCAACGACAAGCAAAAGCAAUCAAUUGUAGAAGAUUCAGUUGAUACUGACGAUAGCCUCCUACAACAUGGUUGGAGUCAGAAUAACAAACUCAUUCUCGUCACUUUCUUGUUCGCGGCACUUUACUCUCUUACUGCAUAUUUUAUUCCGCAAAUACGCACCAUAAAUAUCUUCGGCAAUUAUCUUGCUCAAGAAUGGCUCUUUUCCCUUUCAACAUCCCCUGGCUAUGUCUCUAUCGGCUUGAUUGUACCCCCAAUCACUACCCUUUGGAUCGUCGUUGGAUGCUUGAUUGGAUGGGGAAUACUUUCACCUCUAUCCAGGCUCAAUGGAUGGGCCCCAGGCUCUGUAUCCGACUGGGAAACAGGUUCAAGAGGUUGGAUCAUGUGGAUUGCAGUUGCACUGAUUUUAGGCGAUACAGCCGUCACUCUUUCGACAAUGCUUCUACGUUCCUUCAAUGUCUACGCUAUACCAAAUCUAGUAGAACUUUCGACAUAUUGGAAAGGAAAUUACCACUUUGAUGACGAUGAGGAUACACAGCCUCUUAUCAGAGGCCCAUUACGGCCUGAAAUAACGCCUCAAGUUGGGUCUCUAGAUUAUCGGGACGACAAAUUAACGACCAAAGUCUAUCUGAUCUGGAUCCUAACUGGCCUGCUCUUAUGCUUCGCUUCUAUGGUCGUACUUUUUGGUUCUUCAGUUCCCGUACUAGCCUUACUACUGGCGGUAUUCACAAUUUUACCGCUAAGUCAUGUUAACAUUCGCUGUUACGGAGAAACGGGAACUGGCGGCGCGGCCUAUAUUGGUAUGUGGUAUCUGUUCCUGCAGAAGAAUUCGGCUUAACGCUUCGGGCAUAUCACAGCCAAAAUUCCGCAAUUUCUGUUCGCCUUCCUGAUACCUUCAGCAAAUCCAAACGCCAUUUUACUCAGCUUGGCCGUUGCUGGUGUUGUUGAAGCCAGUGUAUGGCAAGCGGCAGAGAUGAUGGACGAGUUCAAAAUGGGACAUCUUGUCAAUGCGCUACCGAUGUCUCUUUUCUAUGGCCAACUGAUCGGGUCACUGGUGGGAUCCGCUAUAUCGAUGCUGGUUUACCGACUUUACACCAGCAUACUCAGUUUUCCGUCUAAAGACUUUCCUAUGCCAUCGGCGCUAGUGCGGAAGAUGACGCACCGGGUGACCCGUUUGACGUACCCGUCGUCCCGAGGCGAGCGAUUACUUGGCAGGAC